Messenger RNA from Pichia membranifaciens NRRL Y-2026, 2037 nucleotides. RefSeq lists its product as hypothetical. Lineage: Eukaryota; Fungi; Ascomycota; Pichiomycetes; Pichiales; Pichiaceae. Gene Ontology annotation, molecular function: protein binding. Bases 1 to 2037 code for a protein of 678 amino acids. The record is from RefSeq and is a predicted model, not a curated record. The transcript has a single exon.
AUGAAGAGUCCAAUUACUGCUGUCCCUUCCGUGGGGAAUUUUCUUGUGGUGUCAAAUAUCUUGAGACCGGGAAGAAACGAAAUCUGCAUCCAGCAGCUCGAACAGCAAGACGAAUCCAACACACAGACUCAACCAGCAUACAACUCGAAUAUUGAGUUCCAGAAUGACGAAUCUGUAUCUAACUUCAAAUGGAUAAGGCAAGAAAACGAACCAGCUUCUGCAGCUGCAUCUGCUGCGUCUACAAGGAAAAGAAGAAACUCAGAUUCAUGCUCAGUACCAGGAAACACAGAAAGGUUCACCGACUACUUGGUGGUCCUUCUUGCAACUGGAGAGAUCCUCAUAUACUCCACUUUCACCAAGGAAUUUGUAAACAAGAUUUCUACGGAGACUCCAUUUUCAGCAAUCGAAGUGAUUAAUAAGCUGGGACACUCGAAGAAGGCAUUGUACAAUUACGACUACGAUCUUAUUGCGUUUGACGCAACCUCCUCAUCUCUUAAAUACUUUUCUUCGAAUUCUCCUCAGUUGGUGAACUCAGUACAGUUCAAGCAUGACAAUGCCAUCUCGUGCAUUCUUUUCAAUACUUCUAUCCUUGACCCUAAGUCUACUUCCAACGUUGAACUCAUCUUGGCCUCAAAGUCGGCAUUAUAUUUACUAGAUCAAAGUCAUGAGGUUGUGAAGAUCAUAGAUAUAACACUCGAUGCUUCAAAUACUGCAUCACCUACUCUUGCUUCGUCACCAGCCAAGGGGAAGGCCUCUAAACCCAAAUCCAAGUCUAAAACAGCUAAUAAUAAUACCAGUGAGUUGGUAGAGCCUUCUUCGUCUUUGUUCUCAUCGUCCCCAGUCAUGAAGAUGAUGAAAAACGGGACUUUUUUAUAUAUUGUUCGGGUAGACAGCCCAACUAUUCAAAUCGUUGAUAUUGAUGCAAAGGAAACCAAUUCUUUUAGGUCUAUAACGGCAUCAAACAAUAUUACCGACGUGUCUUUGCUCAAUAUAAACAAAUCAGUGUUACUCUCAGCAACUUUGGUUGACGGAUCCAUUGAACUGUUUCAUGAUAAAGGUGAAUCCAGCUUUGCUAAAUUGGAAAUAGAAGGAGGGAGUGAUGUUGGCAGAUUCGUCGGUUUGCUGAACUCGAGUAAUGUCAUCGAUGGAGUUUACAAAGGAAUUUGGUACGACAAUUUCAACGUCCAAAUUACCGAUUUUGAAUUUGAAAACAUCUCAAAGCUCAGCGGUACAAUUACAAUUAGUGUCACUGAAUUGGCUGAGCCAACUGAUGAAAUCAUAGAUUUGGGAGAAGACGAAGAAGACGAUACGGAUGAUGUAAAAGCCAAAGCUAGUAGUGAUGACAAUGCUAAUGAAGCACAGCAAGAAAAUGUUGAAGCUUUGGCUAGAAAUGACGACGCAGAAGUAACUAUGGAGGAGAAGGUGAAAGACUACAAAUGUGGAGAAUUGACACAGAUAACAGAAUUAAUAAAGCCAAGGCUGGUGCAUAAGAAGCACGACGAUGUUUACGACAAGGAGUUGGCCCAGAUUCUAUCACAGAAUACCGACUAUGCCAAGUCUGUAGUUUACUUGCUCUCGGCACAAGACUCCACGGUUAUGUUUUCAAAGAUAGCGUUCAUCAUCUCCCAAUACCAACACCAGCCGUUGAACCAGGGAUUUGACUUUGUCCGCAGCAUAAAAGAGUGGUUGAAGUGGCUUCUAGUUUUGCGGGGUUCUGUGUUAGCAGAGGAUGACGAAUCUGUCGGAUGGUUGAGACUCUUACAGUCCGAUUUCAAGCAGGAAGCAAGGUCGUUGAAUGGGAUGAUUAAGUUGACCGGUAAGUUGAGCCUGUUGAAAGACCAACUCACGGUGCGUAAGGAAAUGAUGAGAAGAAAGGCCGACGGAGACGAAGAAGAGGAAGCUGUCGACACGGAUGCCAUUGAUGAGACUACUUUUGCUGAAGACGCCACCAGCAGCGUUGUGCUCGACGGGGAGGGCGGCUUUGAAGAUGAAGAGGAAGAAGACAAUGACAAUGAGGAAGAAAAUAACGGAGAGUGA